UCAUUCGUAGUUUGCCAACUUUCGUUUUUCUUGCAUAAGAAAUAAGCUCGCAUUCAAAGUUCAUUAGAUAUCUUGAAGUCGAAGAGUUUGUUUGUAAAUCAUGCAGUGUCCGUUCCUUAACCGAUUUAGUGCGAAUUAUUUGCGGAGUUAUGCAGAGGUUUUGUACCAAUCCUAUGGUACAUUCUGUCCAGUUGUUGGCAAAACCAUUAACAAUGCUGCUGAGAAAAAACUUUCUCUCACAACCUCUGUACAAUUUUCGACUAUGGCCACAAGGUCAUACUCUACAAAAAGCUAUUCGGUUGACACCAAUUCUUCGAUGUAUGAUGUAAGGGGUGACCAUGGCAACGCAAUUGCCGCAGCUGACCCAAACUCAACUUUUCAUUACGAGAAAUUUUUCAAUGCUCAAAUACUGAAAAAGAAACGCGAUCACUCGUAUCGCGUUUUUAAACGCGUUAAUCGUUUGGCUGGCGAUGGCUUGUUCCCCCAUGCUCUCGAAUACUCUGCCCAGACGGAGCGACCAAUCACCGUGUGGUGCUCCAACGAUUACCUGGGCAUGUCGGCGCAUCCGAAUGUGAAGCGUAAAGUCAAGGAGGCCUUGGAAAUGCAUGGAUCGGGGGCAGGUGGAACUCGUAAUAUAUCUGGUAAUUCGUUGCAUCACGAGCGACUUGAAAGAAAGCUAGCGGAGCUACACGAGAAGGAAGGUGCACUCCUGUUUACCUCGUGCUUUGUCGCAAAUGAUUCGACAUUGUUUACCCUGGCGAAAUUACUGCCCAACUGUCAUAUUUUUUCGGACGCUGGCAAUCAUGCAUCAAUGAUUCAAGGCAUUCGAAACAGUGGCGUUCCCAAGCACAUAUUCCGUCACAACGACGUCAAUCACUUGCGACAACUUCUCCAGCAGGUAGACAAAGCGACACCAAAGAUUGUUGCAUUUGAGACCGUGCAUUCCAUGACGGGUGCCAUAUGUCCUCUGGAGGAACUGCUCGAUGUCGCUCACGAAUUCGGUGCAAUCACAUUCAUUGAUGAAGUCCAUGCGGUUGGCCUCUAUGGCGAUCACGGUGCUGGCGUUGGUGAACGGGACGGUGUGCUGGCCAAAAUGGAUAUCAUAUCGGGAACUUUGGGCAAGGCAUUUGGAAACAUCGGCGGCUACAUUGCCGGAUCAUCUACGCUCAUUGAUUUGAUAAGAUCCUACGCUGCGGGCUUCAUUUUUACCACAUCACUGCCACCAACCGUUCUCUGUGGUGCUCUGGAAGCAGUUACCAUAUUGGCCUCGGAGGAGGGACGACAACUACGUAGCUUACAUCAAAGGAAUGUCUCCUACCUGAGAAACUUGCUGCUGAGAGAAGGUUUUCCGGUUGAAGACACACCCAGCCACAUUAUUCCAAUCAAAAUAGGAGACCCGCAGAAAUGCACGCAGAUCUCGAAUGUGCUUAUGGAUCAAUUCGGACACUACUUACAAGCCAUCAACUAUCCAACAGUUGCCCGCGGCCAGGAAAAGCUUCGUUUAGCUCCCACUCCUUUUCAUACAUUUGAAAUGAUGAAUGUGCUCGUAACUGAUUUGAAGAAAGUCUGGGAUAUGCUUGAACUCUCUACCAAUGUCCCACUUACCCCAAAUGGUUGCAUGUUCUGUAACAGCGACAAUUGUUGGCAUAAGGAUAAUUCGCCAGAUCUUGAAUGCGGCAUUCCCAACUGUCCCCGCUUGGAAAUUUCCGUUGCUGCUUAAAUUGACUUGAAUCCCUUUAUACACACAAACAAAUAUACUUAUCUAUAUUGCUGAAAUGGUGUAAUGUGCAUUAUGACAAUUAAAUUAAUAUCGGUAUUGGUAAUCCUAUACUAGUUGAAUGUUAACAAAAUAAAUUACAAUUGUGCAAAUUA
Drosophila innubila is the source of this 1872-nucleotide messenger RNA. It is a transcript of the gene Alas, whose product is annotated as 5-aminolevulinate synthase, erythroid-specific, mitochondrial. Gene Ontology annotation, cellular component: mitochondrion. Gene Ontology annotation, molecular function: 5-aminolevulinate synthase activity; pyridoxal phosphate binding. The record is from RefSeq and is a predicted model, not a curated record. Gene Ontology annotation, biological process: erythrocyte development; heme biosynthetic process; hemoglobin biosynthetic process. Lineage: Eukaryota; Metazoa; Arthropoda; Insecta; Diptera; Drosophilidae. The transcript has 2 exons. The coding region runs from base 101 to 1720 and encodes 539 amino acids.